CACUGGUUGGCUCUCUGUAAAUCGAUACACAAGUUUGCUGAUUUUUUUUUUUUUUUUUUUGCAGCACAACGCUAACGUUUGUUAGCUUCCCCACCUAUCUGACACAAUGACCACCAUCGUUCAUGAUACUACAGAGGCAGUGUGCCUCUCUGCUGACUACAACCUUUACCUCAAGCCUAUUGCCAAAAUGACCGUCAGUGUGGCACUGCCCCAGCUCAAGCUGCCAGGCAAGAGCAUCUCCAACUGGGAGGUAAUGGAGAGGGUAAAGGCCAUGGUGGCUCCAGAGCAGUUUUCAGCCCUGCGAAUCUCUAAGAGCACCAUGGACUUCAUCCGCUUUGAGGGAGAGGUGGAAAACAAGACGGUGGUCAAGAGCCUGCUGGGCCGUCUGGAUGGGAAAAGCAUCAAACUCAGUGGAUUUACUGAUGUAUUGAAGGUUCGUGCAGUAGAGAAUAAGGUGGACUUCCCUACAAGACACGACUGGGACUCAUUUUUCCGCGAUGCCAAGGACAUGAAUGAGACACUGCCAGGAGAGAGACCUGACACUAUCCACCUGGAGGGGCUUCCUUGCCGCUGGUUCAGCCAGAAGGACAGCCAGUAUCCAGAUCGGCCCUCUGAAGAGGUCCUCAUUGCUGUCUUCCAGACCUUUGGCAAGGUGCGAAAUGUUGACAUCCCCAUGCUGGACCCAUACAGAGAGGAAAUGCUGGACAAGAACUUCAAUACAUUCAGCUUUGGGGGCCAUCUGAACUUUGAGGCUUUUGUCCAGUUCCAGGAAUACUGUGGCUUUACCAAGGCCAUGGACACUCUGCGCGGCAUGAAGCUGAUGCUCAGAGGAGACGAUGGAAAGGCAGUGGCUUGCAACAUCAAGGUAACGUUUGAUACCAGCAAGCACCUGAGUGAGUUAGCUGUGAAGAGAAGGAGCCUGGAGAGGAUGAAGUUACAGGAGCUGGAGAAGCAGAGAGAGGAGCAGAAACGACGAGAGAAGGAAGAGGAAGAGCGCCGCAAGGAGGAGGAAAGGAAACAGAAGGAGCAGGAAGAGGAGGAGAAGGAGAGGAGGAAAGAAGAGAGGCUGCGGAAGCGUGAGCAGAAGCUUCGGGAGAGAGAGCAAAGGAGGAACCUGAAGAGGGUGAGGCGACAGCAGGAGGAGGAGCAGAGGAAGCUGCAGAUGAAGAUUGCAAUGGAGGAGAGGAGGCUCCUGCUGGCGCAGCGCAACCUUGAAUCUAUACGACUCAUUGCUGAGCUGCUGGCCAGGGCCAAGGCCGUGAAGCAGCAGCAACAGGAGAAAGAGAGGGCUGAACGCGAGGAACAGGAAAAGCAGGAGCAGGCUCGGCAGAAGGAGGAAUUAGCCCGGCUUCAGCAGCUGGAGGCCUGUCGACGCAAGCAGGAGGAGGAGCUCCGAAGGGUGGAGGUGGAGAAGGAGCGAGCACUGGAGCUGCAGCGCCGAGAGAAGGAGCUAAGAGAGAAACUGCUUUGCAACCUGUUGAAGAAGAGCAAUGGAAGAACCUCAAAUCCUCCAGGCAUGCAGGACCAGGCUGACCCUGUAACGACUGAGGAGGCCUCUGUUCCUGCCGGCACUGAUGUGAUGUUGGAAGUACUGGGCCGGGUGAACGGAGUGAAGGCAGCUGAGAGCAAAGAGAAACGAAUGUCCAAAUCUAGUGCACAUGCACACGUUUCAGGGAAAAACAGAGCAACAGAGGAGAGGAGGGGAGUGGAGGACAGGAAGAAGAGCCGGGAGGGAAGGAGUGAAGAAGUGGGGAGGAGCAGGUAUAGCAGUGAGCGAGUGAGGGAGCAGGACCGCUCCCACAGAAAUAGGAGCUCCCACAGCAGGGGGAGGAGGAGGCGCUCCCACAACAGGAAGCGAAAGAGCUCGAGCCGCCACAGGAGGAGCGCCAGUCGUCAAAGGAGGAGCUUCAAUCACCGUGGGAGCAGGAGGCGCAGCCAUAGCAGCAGGAGCACAAGCUCGAGUAGAGAGAGGAGCAGGAGCAGCAGUGGGAGGAGUUACAGCAGGGGGAGGAGUCAUAAAUAUAAUCAUCGUAGAUACAGCAGAGGCAGCUCCAGGAGCAGCAAUAAAACUAGAGACAGGCGAAGUCAUAGUCAUUACAGUCGAAGAUACAGGAGACACAGUAACAGUAGAGACAGGAGCCACUCGAGACAACAUUAAACUCAUCAGUGUAAUCAGUUGAUUAACUGAAAUUUUUAGAUAUUUUUGGUCCUUUGAUUAAGUAAUUUGGCAGUGCACCAAACAGCAGCAGAAGGAAAUCUUAGGUAUUUAAAAAAAUCCCAAAUAAAAUUCUAAUCUACUCUACCGAAUCAGCUGAAACAACAUAUGUACGUGUACCAUGUAUGUGUAAGGCAUAUAAGUUGUUGUACUUGAUUCUAGAGAGUUGCUUUUACCUUUUUUAGUCUUUUUUUUUUUUUUUUCACAUUUCAUAUCGUUGGAUUGAAGCUGCUGACAUAAAAGACCAAAUUACUGUUUGAUUUCACUAUAUCGUUAUUCUUUGCCAUGUGUAAUUUACCUUAAAACUCAACACUGAAAAUUAGAAUAGCAAGAAUAAACAUAAUUGAAUAUUAAAAUUUGGUUCAGAUUUAGUGAUCCACUAUACCUACGCACAAAUCACUGAUAUGAAUUAUAUUGGCAGUUGAGAAAACAAACUAGCCUGUUGAUGACCUUUAUUUUCUCCAGUUUGUCAUUGUGCAUGAACAGCAGUGGGCUAUAGACAGUGGCAGGUACAGAGAACAGAUUGUGUGUGUUACUUUUGAUGUGGCACCAGGCUGUUCAUCCACACCUGCAGCCUGACUUCAGAAAAUAAAACACGGCAUCCUGUACUGACAUUUAAUCAGCAUGAAGUUUCAAACACUUUUACAUCAAGCCUCCUACAAGCACCUGAACUGCUCUGCGUGGCUGCCAUAGUUGUGGAAGACUUUCAAGCGGGCUACUGGACUAUAAUGAACGGCUGCUGCUCCAUUACAAAUGUGUAGUUUCCGCAGACUGUAAGACUCAUAGCUCUGUGUUUAGGCCGACUGGUAGACCUACUGGUGUCAUUGUCAUGUGUUAGCUGCCUAAAAUAUUUCUUGGAAUACUGGCUCAGUAUUGGCUGUGUUGUUGUUAAGCAGCUCAGAAAAACACAACUACAACAAUGGACAGCAUAGUUUCAGUUAAGAAAGACUGAUUUUUGAAUUUCUGAAUGUUUGGAAGAACUGUUUUCUCUGCAAGUAAAGAGUGAGGAGUUGUGAGAGUUGGCUUGUGUGAAAACUUAGGUUGUGUCCGAAAUCACUUCCUAUUUACUGUAUAGUGCUACUACAUUUACCCUUUGCCAUUUUUUCUGAGUGUCCGCAUUAUGAGUGUAUCCACUGUAUCGUGCCCUGAAAAAUGGAACAAAAAAAGUGGUGUACAUGGCAUUUAAACUAUUUAGCGUCCAUUAUAUAGGGAGUAGUGAAUGAGAGAAUGAUUUCAGACACAGCCUUGAUGUUUCACUUCAUAACGAUUAUGGCAUCGUGACAUACUGGGCCUGACUCCGCAAGCAGCGCACUCCCUCUUUCCUUGGUCAUAUGUGAGUCUUGAAUACAAGUGAUGGAUUUGAGACCACUCUACCUUUUCAAGUUUGAACAAAGUUUAGUCAUUGUCUGGGAUUCAGGUCAAACCAGCACAGUACCAAGUACAAUUGGGCUGCUAGGAUGUGACUCCUGCUUUUAUGCUCAUGCUAUAGUACCAGAUACAUUUCUUACUAGUUACUGUACAGACUGUUCUUUACACUGAAUUUGAGCUUGGGAGAAGUCAGUAUCCAUUUUGUUGACACUUCUAAUUUGACAUAGUUCCUUCUCAUUGCAAAGCUCAUUUCUUCUGUAUACUGUAUGCUCAUGAACUACUAGAGCAUGUCUUUCAUACACAUAGUUAAAAUAAAAAUCCAAGCUGAGAACUUAAAGAAAGCAUUGUUUUCUUUCAAUGUGAGAAGGUGUACUUUGCA
This is a messenger RNA of Xiphias gladius (swordfish), 3962 nucleotides long. RefSeq names its product A kinase (PRKA) anchor protein 17A (gene akap17a). Lineage: Eukaryota; Metazoa; Chordata; Actinopteri; Istiophoriformes; Xiphiidae. Gene Ontology annotation, molecular function: RNA binding. The transcript is spliced from 7 exons. Bases 107 to 2158 code for a protein of 683 amino acids. The record is from RefSeq and is a predicted model, not a curated record.